UCGACUUAUUUGGCUCAUCUUAAAACAACGACUUUUGACCUCGAGUCGGCUCUCCAGGUUCACGUGUCGACUCAAUCGCAAACGACACUUUACUUGUACGAAUCCGUGUUUCGCUGCGCCGGCUGGACAGAGAAAUGGCGCAAUCUUAGCCGUCCCGAGACUUUUACUGAGACAGCCAGAUAUAAUAGCGGUGUAUCGCCUGAAAACAUUGCCAACUCCGGCCAGGCGGCUGCAGACUAGAGGUAACCAUGGGCCACAGUGUCGGCUGAGGAUCUGGAGGGCUUUACACACACCUAUUGCUUCCACCUCUGUGUAUGACAUGGCCACGGCCUCAUCCAGAGCAGACUGUCGCAAUAACCACGGAAGGACAUCUCAGCUCUAUGCUACUGUUAUAUGUGCCAAACUCAAGCGGAAGAAAAACUGGUUUGUGACGGCUACUUAUGUGGAGGUGACAGCGGAAGGAGAGAGCAAGAAGACGGCCAAGUCUCACUCAUCCAGUCCCAAGUGGGAAGAACGCCUCACUCUGAAUGUAACACCACACACAAAGCUGGAGUUUAAAGUAUGGAGCCAUAACACUCUAAAGGCAGAUGCUCUGCUAGGGAAAGCCACUUUGGACCUGCACCAAGCCCUGGAGCAACACAACAGAAAACUUGAAGAAGUAAAGGAGGUGCUAAGGCUAACUCUGGAGAAUAAGAAUGGUGUGGUGCCUUCUGGAGAGCUCACAGUCAUCUUGGAUGGCCUCACCGUUGAUCAGGAGCCUUCACAAAAUGGCAACGACACCACUACAACCAAAGUUCAGCAGAAUGGAGAUGCCAUUCAUGAGAAUGGGGAGGAAUUUAACACCAGGACCCAGAACAGCUCUGUGAAUGGCACAAAUGGUAUUGAAGGUGAGACUCCAUUCAACUCCUCUGACAACAGUGAUGGUAGCGCUGCCCCUCUUCUUAAUGGUGAUGCAGAGUCCACUCCCACCCACCAGACAGUUACAUCCAGCGUGAACCCUGAGGACAGGGGUACGUGCAGUGUAACUGGUAAUGGAGAGAAUUCUGCUGCUGCCACAACAGUAGAUCCUCUGUUGCCCCCUGCUGAUGAGAGUGAAGACAGCAGUGGUGUUUCCUCUGUUCCUUUGUGCACCUCGUCUCCACGCCAACUCGUCUCCGCCUCUAGCACUCAGCCCAGCAGUGCUGCUCCUGCUAUUGCUGCCUCUGUGUCCUCCAAUUCAACUCCUGUCAUUCAGCCAGUCACUAGUACUGCUGGUGCUGCUGGUGGUGCUGCUGCAGCUGCUGCAUCCUCCGAACCCACAGGAGACACUACUUCGAACAACAGCACGAUCACAGACGGCGCCAAAUCACGUCAGCUUGGCCCCGGCGUUAGCACUUCAGACCCUUUACCUCCUGGCUGGGAACAGAGAAAGGACCCUCAUGGCAGAACUUACUAUGUUGAUCACAAUACAAGAACCACCACAUGGGAAAGACCACAGCCACUCCCACCAGGCUGGGAGAGGCGAGUGGAUGACCGCGGCCGGAUCUACUAUGUGGAUCACAACACAAGGACCACCACGUGGCAGCGGCCUACCAUGGAGUCAGUGCGCAACUUUGAGCAGUGGCAGUCCCAGCGAAGCCAGUUACAGGGAGCUAUGCAUCAGUUCAACCAGAGAUACCUCUAUUCGGCCUCAAUGAUGUCGGCAGAAAACGACCCCCUGGGUCCACUACCUCCUGGAUGGGAGCGACGUGUGGAUUCCAACGAUCGGGUUUACUUUGUCAAUCAUAACACAAAGACCACUCAAUGGGAAGACCCACGAACACAAGGGUUGCAGAAUGAAGAUCCUCUGCCUGAGGGCUGGGAGAUCCGCUACACACGUGAAGGAGUGCGUUACUUUGUGGAUCACAACACUCGAACAACCACAUUUAGUGACCCAAGGACUGGCAAAUCUUCUGUCACAAAAGGGCCGCAGAUAGCAUACGAGCGCAGCUUCCGGUGGAAACUAUCCCACUUCCGCUACCUGUGCCAGUCCAACGCGCUACCUAGUCAUGUUAAAAUCACAGUGUCUAGACAGACAUUGUUUGAGGACUCUUUUCAACAAAUAAUGGCUCUGAAGCCAUAUGACCUUAGGAGAAGGCUGUAUGUUAUUUUCAGAGGAGAGGAGGGACUGGACUAUGGAGGCCUGGCCAGGGAGUGGUUUUUCCUUCUUUCACAUGAGGUGCUGAACCCAAUGUACUGUCUUUUUGAGUAUGCUGGCAAGAGCAACUACUGUCUGCAGAUAAACCCUGCCUCUACCAUCAACCCAGACCACCUGUCCUACUUUUGCUUUAUCGGCCGAUUUAUUGCCAUGGCACUCUUCCAUGGAAAGUUUAUCGAUACAGGCUUCUCCCUCCCCUUCUACAAGCGUAUGCUCAACAAGAAGCUCCUGCUAAAAGACUUGGAAUCCAUAGACCCAGAGUUCUACAACUCUUUGAUCUGGAUCAGGGACAACAACAUUGAAGAAUGUGGUUUAGAAAUGUACUUCACCGUUGACAUGGAGAUCCUGGGCAAAAUCACCUCACACAACCUUAAACCCGACGGUGAUAACAUUCUAGUAACUGAGGAGAACAAAGAGGAGUAUAUCGGGUUAAUGGCAGAAUGGCGGUUCUCUAGGGGUGUUGAGGGGCAGACCAAAGCGUUUCUGGAUGGGUUUAAUGAGGUGGUUCCACUGCAGUGGCUACAGUACUUUGAUGAGAAAGAACUUGAGGUGAUGCUUUGUGGUAUGCAGGAGGUGGACCUGCAGGACUGGCAGAGAAACACUGUGUAUCGCCACUAUACCAGGAACAGCAAACAGAUCAUGUGGUUCUGGCAGUUUGUGAAAGAAGUGGACAACGAAGUUCGGUUACGGCUGAUGCAGUUUGUCACCGGUACCUGUAGGCUACCUUUGGGAGGUUUCGCUGAACUCAUGGGGAGUAACGGACCUCAAAAAUUCUGUAUUGAGAAGGUUGGAAAGGACACUUGGCUUCCCCGGAGUCAUACAUGCUUUAAUCGCCUGGAUUUGCCCCCCUACAAAAGCUUUGAACAGCUGAAAGAGAAGCUUCUUUUUGCGAUUGAAGAGACGGAAGGAUUUGGCCAAGAGUAGAGAGCGAUCCCGCUCUGUACAGUGUGUCCGGCCAAGCCAAGAGAAAGGGGGACAACAGCGACACACAAAAGGAAAUUGCACAGAAAUCUACCAAUGUACAUAAAGCUAUUUUGUCAUUUUAAACCAAAUCUUAAUCUGAAACCUCAUUUAGCAAUCUCCAUAACAUUAUUCUUCAUGAUUAUGCAACUUUUAGCUUUUUCUUUUAAAAAGCAAAAAUCUAAGUACAAUAAUGCUCUUUUCUUUUUUGUUUUCUAAAAAGAUAAUGACAAAAAUCUGAGAGAAUUUUCUAAUUAAACCAUAACGGCUCUAGUUUUAUAGAGCUUUUCAAGAAUGAUUGUAGUGUUCAGUCUGAUGCCUGGGUUUUCUCUUCUCUCGUUUUUAUUUUUUGGGUUUUAAUUUGUGAUUGUGCUGCGGUUGCAUGGCUGUCUUCAAAAAAGUUCAACCUUUCUCCCUAAUCCAUAAUUUGAGGCAUAUCAUGCAAAAAGUCUGUUUUUCUGACGGUAUUGCAGUUGUCACUUUAGACCAAAAGUAUUUCUCUGCUAUGUGCUGCGGCACGUUAGAGACCUUGUACAUGUUCUUAGGUAGAAGUAAAAAUUCCCAGCUUACUUUCUUCUUUUCAUUUUGCUCUGUGCAUGUAGUACACUGAAGAGUUAUUAGGUCUUAUUUGAUUUAUCAUCAGCCACAGUAAAAACAGGAGACUAUUAUUUUGUUAGCAUAUUUAGACAAUAUUUGUUAAGCCAAUUAGUUUGUUACAAAACUAAACAAAAGUAUAAUCCACCACUAUCAUCUUCUGUCAUCUUUAAAGGAAUACUCCAGUUUUUAACCUUUGUUUACUGCAUAGAUACAGUGUAUCUUGUUGUAUGUGACCACCAAUCAUGUCCCAUUACUAAAAAAAAACCCCAGAGGCCAGAGUACACACAGCGGCUACACAUGUAACAUUGUUCACAUUCUUAUUUCUGUUUGUAGCUUCACUUACAUACUUCUAUGUACAUGGUAAGCCUGGUUUAAUAGUGACCUAAUUUGUAUGAAAAGGCUUGACAUAAGUUUGGCUGAUAAUAUUAUGUUAAACGCUCAAUAAUCAAGCUGACUUACUGCAAGCAGCUUUUGUAAAACGUUGACAUUUAUUUAAAUAGUUUGUGGUCUGUGUGCAAAUGGAUAAGCUGUGUUGUAUCAGUCUCAGUUGUGCUGUCAACCUUUCCAGGUGUCGUAACAGGCACAACUGGCAAAGCCUGAUAGAGGAGGCCAAAGCUGGUUCCACAUUUCUAGUGAAAAUGCGACCUCUGCUGGCUGGUCAAAGCGCCAGCUUAAGGGUUGGCAAAGAGGCGAUACGUCUCUCUGGCAGGUAAAAAGAGGCUGGCGAGUACACAGGAGUUGGUGAGGAAUUGGAAACAGCUACAUUAGGAGAGAAAAAGAAAUGCAAAUAAAGAAUAAUACAAAAUGUCACAUGGUUAACAAAAAAUGUUGAAUGUGAACCAAUAUUUAGGCCAUUUCAGCCACAGUAUAAACAUUUUGUAUUUGAUGAACACAUCACUACUAUAUACACAUCCAAUAGAAAUCAAGUUGGAGUAUUCCUUUAAGUUGCUUUACUUUGUGGGACUAAUAAAGGAUUAUCUUAUCUUAUCUUACUUUACUGUAAACAGAUACAUUUCCCUUUUUAUAUUAUUAACAAGUGCCGUCAAGCCCUUAGAAUCAUAUUAACAGAAACCAUCAUGGGAAUAUGUCAGAGAGUUGACUGUGAUUGAGGAGAGGCUUAAUGUUGUAAUUUAACUAGUGCCCUAUAUCAUCUUUACCAUUGUGCAUUUGCUCUUCACCUUGACUGCAAAGAGGUGAGAACCUGACAGGGAUGUGAGAACUUGUGCAUGACCUGGACUGGACAGUUGUGGGUUUCUUAAAUUCUAGCCGUUCAUUAGUAAAAAGUAAAGUAUGAGUGUGAAAGUAUGAGUGAAUAGGCAAUACAGCAUGAAUGGGCGUCACUGACCGGCUCAAGCUUUGCUGAUAAUCUUUCAGUGCUACUAUUUUUUGUUGUUGUUGCUAUAGUUAAAUUAUUCUCCUCAGUUAUGACUAGUUAUCUUCUUCAUUGACUAGUGAUGCACACUGAACAGCCACAAUGAAGACUGUGAACACUGGAAAGUAAAACUUCAGACUGAAAACAAUGUAACCAAGUGUCCUCAGUACCGCCCCUUCUAAAAUCAAGAUGUUAUACUGUGCGAGGACAUGCCAUUGCCAUUUUUAAAAUAUCAUUGUAUCCUUGCUCCAAAAAAUGAAAUUCAAAUGCCAGUAUGUGAUUUACUUGUGCAUUACAAAUAAACACAUUUUCUAUUUAA
Trichomycterus rosablanca is the source of this 5424-nucleotide messenger RNA. Its product is annotated as NEDD4-like E3 ubiquitin-protein ligase WWP1. The record is from RefSeq and is a predicted model, not a curated record. Gene Ontology annotation, molecular function: protein binding; ubiquitin protein ligase activity. Gene Ontology annotation, cellular component: cytoplasm. The transcript is spliced from 25 exons. Gene Ontology annotation, biological process: proteasome-mediated ubiquitin-dependent protein catabolic process; protein polyubiquitination. Lineage: Eukaryota; Metazoa; Chordata; Actinopteri; Siluriformes; Trichomycteridae. Bases 320 to 3100 code for a protein of 926 amino acids.